GAGACGAAGACACGGGCACAAGUUGAUGGUGGGUUCGCUCUCGGCGGUAGCCGGUAGAACCAAAGUAGAAGAUUCUUUGACAAUAAGAAAGUGAGAAUACGAAGAAAGCACCUGUCUCGAAAAUACCCUCCCAUAAUUCCCUACCAACAACUCACUCACUGAGUCAAUCGAUCUUCUAUUUUUCUCUGUUCUUUCUUUUUCACCCACCCAACCAAAGCAAAGCGAGAUUCUCAAAAUGUUGUGCAAAAUGGUGAUGGCGCCCCGCAAAAAGAAGACCGGCUCAGUUCCGGUUUAUUUGAAUGUUUACGAUUUGACUCCGAUUAAUGGCUACGCUUACUGGUUCGGACUCGGGAUUUACCAUUCUGGAGUUCAAGUUCAUGGAGUUGAAUACGGGUUUGGAGCUCAUGACCAUUCAACAACUGGGAUUUUUGAGGUGGAGCCGAAGCGGUGCCCGGGUUUCACGUUCAGGAAGUCGAUUUUGAUCGGAAGAACAGAUCUUGGGCCUAAAGAAGUCCGUACGUUUAUGGAGAAAUUGGCUGAAGAUUAUUCUGGUAACACGUAUCACCUCAUCACUAAGAACUGCAAUCACUUUUGCAACGAUGUUUGUCUCAAGCUAACUAAGAAACCAAUCCCUCCGUGGGUUAAUCGUCUUGCGCGCCUGGGUUUCUUCUGCAACUGUGUUCUUCCAGCAGGGUUGAAUGAAACAAAGGUGCGGCAAGUUAGAUCAGAUGUUCGGGAUAUUGAGGGGGAAAAGAAGAAAUUGAAAAGCCAUUCAAGUAGAUAUGUAGCUUCUUCUGAUCCUCUUUCUGGUCCAAAACUGUCAUCUUGUCCUUCGGGUUCUGGGAUAAGAAGUAAUGGUAGACAAAGACGAUGUAUUCCAUCGUCUUCAACUUUGGUUCAUAGUUCUUCAACUUCUACCUUGAGCUUGAAGCUUUAAUGACCGUUGUGUUUUUACACUCACGUAAUGUUUUACAAUUUUACAACUCAGUUACAGAUGAUGAAGAAUCACGAAAGUUAAUUUCACCCCAUUUUGUUAUCCAGUCAUGCCAAUCUUUUUUCAUAAGUGGAAGCAGCUGCUGGAAAACUUGAGCAUUUUGGUGUCCUGUUAAAAAAGGAUAAAAAAUUGCCUCGUAUUGAAUAGCAUAAUUAUGUUUUUUGAAGUUUCUGGUUUCUGAAUUGAGCUGCAAAGUUAGAAAAAUCGGUUGGAUGGUCGUGGAUUGAAUGUCAUUAUGAAGCGACCACGGAUAAGAAAAAUACUCAAGUUCAAAUGAGGAUGAUUGUGGUUGCAGACAUGCCUUGUGCUGGUAGGCCUGGCCUGGGACCCUGUUUACUUUGUAACUAUGAAUUGGACCCUGUUUUCUUCGAUUGUACUUGAUAUGAGAUAUAUAUUUAUCUUAUUAAGGCCCCAUUUUAUUGCUUUAUAA
Molecule: messenger RNA, 1424 nt
Organism: Mangifera indica (mango)
Lineage: Eukaryota; Viridiplantae; Streptophyta; Magnoliopsida; Sapindales; Anacardiaceae
Product: deSI-like protein At4g17486
Exons: 3
Coding region: 236-937 (233 amino acids)
Biological process (GO): protein deubiquitination
Molecular function (GO): deubiquitinase activity
Source: RefSeq, a predicted model, not a curated record